GCAAGGCCAUGUUGCUCAGUUGGAAGGCUAAGCCAAGAUGAAAAGAUCAUUAUUGACGCUAAUGACCCUCAUUUCCCAUGACAUGAAUUAUCUUUCACACUGAACAUGAUUUUUUUUUUUUACAAAAUUUGAAAUGAUGCGUUUUUUUUUAAAAAAAAUAAUUUGACUCCUAUUUAGCUGCCACCUGUCAGAAAUGUCAUUAAAAUAUUGCUUCCCCCAAACAGUCGGAAUACCCGAUGCCGAAAAAAUAGCCUUUUAAUACAUGGCCUCCCACUUCCAUUCCGUACUCCACACCUCACUGUAUUGGAUCCAAUCAAAUCAAAUAAUUAAAUCUUCUCAAAACUCAUUCAUAGCCAUAUAGCCAUGUCUCUCAAACUUUACGUAGAUCGUCUUUCUCAACCUUCUCGUGCUCUUCUCAUCUUCUGCAAGUUAAAUGGAAUUGAAUUUGAGGAGGUUAAUAUUGAACUUUCUAAAGGCCAGCAUCGCACUCCUGAAUAUCAAGAGGUUAAUAUCAUGAAGCAAGUACCAGCUAUAGUUCAUGGCGAUUUUAAGCUUUUUGAAAGUCAUGCAAUUCUUAGAUAUCUAGCUUCUGCAUUUCCCGAAGUUGCUGAUCAUUGGUAUCCAAGUGACGUGAAGAAAAGAGCAAGCGUAGAAUGUGUCUUGGAUUGGCACCAUGCUAACUUACGUCGCGGUUCAGCCGGAUAUGUGUUUAACAGUGUACUAGCACCUGCAUUUGGACUACCUUUGAAUCCACAAGCUGCUGCAGAAGGUAAAAAGCUCCUUUCAGCAUCUCUUGCAACAAUCGAUACCUACUGGCUGCAGAAAGAUGGGAGAUUUUUGCUUGGAAAUUCCCAACCUUCCCUUGCAGAUCUUAGCUUAGUUUGUGAAAUUAUGCAGCUUGAGUUUCUUAAUGAGGAGGAUCGUGGCAGUAUAUUUAGUCCGCACAAGAACGUUUUGAAGUGGAUCGAUGAUGUGAAGAGUGCCACAACACCUUAUUUUGAUGAAAUGCAUGCAACCCUCUUCAAAGUUAAAGAGGUUACGAAGCAGCGGGCUGCCGGACCAAGCAGUUAGGCUACAUGAUCAAGCUGAAGAUCUAUCUGCAUCUAAAGUCAUGUGAAAUCUAUUACAUUGUGUUAAGGGGCUUGCAUUAUAACAUUUUGUGUGCUUUCAAGGUUAAGCAUUUCGCAGUAUGCUUUGUAUUCUCAAAACUGGUGAUAAUGCUGAGUGACGUUAAUCUUUUUGAUCUUUUGAAUUAAAGUUCUUAUUUUGAGUAUCAAA
Molecule: messenger RNA, 1278 nt
Organism: Capsicum annuum
Lineage: Eukaryota; Viridiplantae; Streptophyta; Magnoliopsida; Solanales; Solanaceae
Product: glutathione S-transferase T1
Exons: 7
Coding region: 364-1071 (235 amino acids)
Source: RefSeq, a predicted model, not a curated record